This is a messenger RNA of Asterias rubens (European starfish), 3627 nucleotides long. RefSeq names its product piRNA biogenesis protein EXD1-like. The coding region runs from base 96 to 1289 and encodes 397 amino acids. Gene Ontology annotation, molecular function: 3'-5' exonuclease activity; nucleic acid binding. Gene Ontology annotation, biological process: nucleobase-containing compound metabolic process. The transcript has 5 exons. NCBI's taxonomy places the organism in Eukaryota, Metazoa, Echinodermata, Asteroidea, Forcipulatida, Asteriidae. The record is from RefSeq and is a predicted model, not a curated record.
CGAUAAUGUGCCAGCAGGAAAUAAAAGUAUAAAAUACCAUUCACGAAUUUGGUCGAGCAAUUUCUUCCGAGGACAGGAAAGCAAAGUUUAUAUCUAUGGAUCUCACUGCGUUGAAUAGAGUGAGAGACGAGAAGGUGUAUGGCGAGAUCAACAGCUCCGUGGAGAUCGUGAUCGAUGGAGAACACACAGAGAAAGAGUCUGAUUUGUCAGAGGGAAAAUUGCCCGAAGGUGUCGCAGAGGCAGAGAGGGGUGAAAAGAGAAAAUGUGGAGGUGCGGAGGCUGGACCAAGUGGUGAAGAGUUGGGCGGCAAAAAAGACGAAAGUUCCGCUACGAAGAAACUCAAAAUUGCCUCAACAUCAGAAGGAUUAAGCUACGAAGUCGUGGAUGAAGAAGAGCAAAUAGAGCCAGCCCUUGAGAAACUCCGUAAAGGACUCCCUCUCUUGGCCGUCGACUUAGAGGGGGAGAAACUCAACCGGAAGGGUGAGCUCGCCAUCGUGUCCGUUGCAACGGAGAAUGACACGUUCUUGUUCGACAUCAAGACGUUGGGAUCCAAGGUGUUCGACAAAGGCCUGAUGGACCUUCUUCAGGAUCCGGACCGUCAGAAGUUGAUGUUUGACUGCCGUCAGGACUCGGACUGUCUCUGGCAUAAAUACAACGUCAAACUGACCAAUGUGCUGGACUUGCAAUUGAUGGAGGUCAUCCACCGAGGUGAUGCAUCAACCCAUCAACAGUUGAACCUUCGUACAAACAAACGAGUUCUAGAUGUUCCAAGAGUUCUCGGCUUUCAGAAAUGUCUCGAAGACUACGUCAAAGAUGAAGAUCUCAUCAAGGCAAAGAAAGGAUUGGAAAGUCACUCAGAUGGUGUGUGGUUGACCCGACCUCUUCGCAAGUCAUUUCUACGGUAUGCUGCAGCCGAUGUAAUCGGCAUGCUGCGGUUGUUCAAAGUACUGAGCGAAACAGGGAACGUUCUGAAUUUACUGCGGGAUGUUUCGAAUAGAUAUGUCGAUUUCUACCGAUUGAAAGAAGACCGUUCCUACGAUAAUUACGAAGGGAACCCAUUCCUGCCCUGGCGUAUUUUCCAGAGCUAUUAUAGCACAGAAGUCAAGUGCGUGGGUUGCAAGCGCCUAUUUCCCAGUGCGGACUUCACAACCACCCAAAAGCGGGAAGGGGUACAGAAAUGCCCAGUCUGCAGGAAGGUUAAAAAUGUGAAAGAUGUACAGAAAAGUAGAGAGUAUAACUGGAAUCGUGAAUUCGAAUGUGACGAAUAUUAUGAAGACCCUUUGUUUUAGAAAACAAACUAAAAAUUACUCCAAAGGUCUCAGAGGAAUGAAGAAGAACAGUUCCUAAAAAAAAAAUCAUCAGAUUGAAUUUAAAAAAAACGAAGGUGCCGUGAAUUAUCCGAGAAAAAAACGGUUGGUGAAUAAUAAUACAAAUUAUUGGGAUUCUUUUUAUACUUCCACCCGUAUACAAGACAACAUUAUCGAACACAUAAAAACAAAUCGGUUCCAAUUAUUCUCGAGUUUUUUUGACAUAAAGACAAUACAUUCAAGUUAUCGAUAAAAGUUGUAAAUAAUCGAUGAAGAAUCGAACGUAAAUGUAUUGCCUUCGUCCGUGAACGGAAGCGUGUUUUGCGGAAAUAGGGUACAUGUUUGAUCGGUAUUCGGGUAAUUUGUUUCUUGACUCGAUUAGAAUCCUUUAAAGUCAAAUAAAUGGCUGUUAUUCAUUCGUUUCUUAACUGUUGCUUGGGAGGACUUUUUUAUACCAAUAUUAUUUGAUUCUUAUUAAUAAUUUACACUUUGCUUGGUUGGUUUUUAAGGCCACCAAAAUGGUGAAAAUAGUGGAGACGCAAAGUGCGAAAGAGCGUUCAAAAAAUAGCCGUACAGAAAAAAAAAAGUUAUGAAACACAGUUCCUGGCACAAAUUCUGGUGUUAAGACCUUUGUCUAUAAAGAAUACAAAAACCUACUCCUAAACAAAUUCUCUGACAAACACCUGGAAAAGGGUUUGUUUUAGUCCUAAAAUAAUAUACACGUGAUAGAUCAGAGCACCCCUUUUUGUGUUCCUUAAUAGUUCCAUUCUUUGCACCCGUUCACUGACCGCAAUUGUAACUUAUCCACUUGCUAUGCUAAUUUGCCAACCAAGUCGAUACGCCCUCACCGACGCGUUCGAUACAGAGGACUCAACCAGUAAACAUGUCUCGUUUUAUUCCUCUACAUUUCAGGUAAUUACUUCUUUAUUAUUGUCCUUCUAUAUUCACCCAGUGCAUACAACAUUAUCAUAGAACAUUUAUUAUUAUCUUUAAAUCAAGUAUUUUGAAGCUUUCUUGCCUAAAAAGAUCUUGCGUUCCUCAAUUGACAACUCUUUAUCAUAGCUGGGCCACUGCUCUUGAUGUUUCAAAACCGCCCCGCAUUGAUGCUAUAUUUCUUGAUUGGUCAAAAGCUUUUGAUCGCGUGAGUCACACAGUUCUUUUGAACAAAUUACAUAAAUAUGGUACUUGUGGCUCAAUGUUGCACUGGUUUAAGUCUUAUCUUUCAAACAGAUUACAGCGGGUUCAGUUUAUGGGUUUAUCAUCUGACUGUGGGCUGCAGUUCAUUCUGGCGUGCCACAGGGUGCUGUUCUAGCACCUAUUCUUUUCAAUAUCUUUGCUUUUGAUUUACCAUUUUGCAUUCAAUCUAAUCUCCGUCAGUAUGCAGAUGACACUGUCUUGUACAGAGUCAUUAAAAAUCAAGAUGAUGAAGUGGCACUCCAGGAUGACCUGCAGCACAUAAACACUUGGUGUAUUCUAAACUGUAUGUCUUGAAACCCAAAUAAGUGUAAAUUAAUGACUGUGACCAGGUCUAGAAACACUGCUAAACCACUGUAUAAAAUUGCUGAAAACACUUUGGAAAAUGUGGAUAGUUACAAAUACUUGGGUGUUAUUAUCUCCAGGGACUUAAGCUGGAAAACACAUGUUAAUAAAGUCAGUUCCAAAGCCACUAGACUCAACGGAUUUAUUGGUAGAGUAGUUAAAACUAGAAACCCUUACAUUCUGACUUUACUUUAUCGCUCAAUUAGCAGACCCAUACUUGAAUACGCAGCUCCAGUCUGGUGCCCUGCUCUUUCGACUCGGCAAAAAACGCUGGAGAAGGUACAGAGGCGAUUCACCCGUUUUUGUUUGGGUCUGCCGAGAAGGGUUUUAAUUGAUUCUGUAAAUGAAAUUGAAUAUUCUGACAGGUUAAUCAACAGGGUUCAUUUCCUUUCAAUUACGUUUGUUAUUAAAUGUUUAUAUAACAAAUUUGACAUUGACACGGACACUCUAAUUCCCAUUAACUGUAGACAUAUCGAAUCUGUUAAAUUUGUCCAUCAUCGGGCUCGUUCCAAUGCUGCCCAUCAUUCUCUUUUUCACAGAUUCCCUAGAUUAUGGGACGAACUACCGGCCUGCAUUAAAGAUACAAUUAUCCAUAGCUUAUCCUCCUUCACAAAUUCCCUCAGGAAUCAUUUAUUAGUCCCUGGCGAGGAGGUCCCCUUGACCAAAACAGUGUAACUUUCUAGUUGCCUUGCCCAUUCAAAUACCUUGCUGCUGUUUUUUAUUUCUCAAAUUUAUAGUGCCUUUUGCAUAAUUAACUAGAAUCUCUCUUUUAACGAUUUUG